Cherax quadricarinatus is the source of this 1167-nucleotide messenger RNA. RefSeq names its product PRELI domain-containing protein 1, mitochondrial. Gene Ontology annotation, molecular function: phosphatidic acid transfer activity. Gene Ontology annotation, cellular component: mitochondrial intermembrane space. Gene Ontology annotation, biological process: phospholipid transport. Lineage: Eukaryota; Metazoa; Arthropoda; Malacostraca; Decapoda; Parastacidae. The record is from RefSeq and is a predicted model, not a curated record.
AUUCUGACUCCUCACCAGUAUUAUCACAAAAUAUUUUAGAUUUGUACUUCGCUGACUUAACAAGAUAAACAUAAUCAGGCAUACUAUAACAAAAUUGCAGCAAUGAAGUUCUAUGAAGGCAGCAAUAUCCUCAAAUUUUCAUGGGAGCAAGUGGCUCAGGGUAUCUGGCAGCGUUACCCAAACCCUGAAAGCUCUCAUGUUCUGUCUGAGGACACCAUAGUCAGGAAAGUCAUUGGACAUCAGCUGCACUCCAAAAGGAUAUUAACUAAAACAAAUCGUAUGCCAAAAUGGGGUGAACGACUGAUCAAUGCCCGGAAUGUCAGUAUCAUUGAAGAAUCUAUUGUGGAUCCAGAUAAGAGAGAAAUGUGUACAUACACAAGGAAUGUUGGGUUAACCAAGGUUAUGACUUGUGUUGAAAAGGUGAUUUACAAACCAAGCCCAGAAAACCCACAAUGGACAGUAGCAGAAAGGAGGGCAUGGAUUGACUCAAAAAUAUUUGGAUUUGGGUAUGCAAUCCAGAAAUUUGGUAUCGAGCGCUACAAGAAGAACAUUCAGAAAACCAAUUUAGGAUUUACCUAUGCUCUCAGCAGGCUGUUUCCAGUUGCUGACAGUCCUACUGAAACUUCAAACACACAUCAUCUCACUUUAGAAGAAAGGAAACAAAGAUUAAAGGAAGCUGCAAGGGAAACUGCCAAGAGAGCUAAGGAGUUGGCUCAAGAAAAGGCUGGGCCUAUUUAUGCUGCUUGUGAAGGAGUAAGAAGUUGAAGAUUGGAUAAACUGGCUGAUGCUAAGAUAGCCAGUGCAAGAAAGCCCCAAAAGGUCUGGUGAGGAGUCAGGUGCUACUUCUGUAGAAAAUUGGAUCCUUUACAAAUCUCACAUGUUAUAGUGCAAAUCAUUUGAUUACUGUUUUUUGUGAAUUUUGUUUUUAACAAUGUGUUGAAUAUUUAGUGUAUCAACAACAGUGCCAUAUGCAUAUGAAGAUAGCUACAUUAAUAAUGCAGUUUUCAAAUAUAAUUUGUAUGCAUCUCUUAAUUUUUCUUAAAAAUUAUUUCAUAUUGUAGUUUAAAAAUAGACCAAACUCUUGUAUGAAUAUAAUGUACAAAAUUAAUAUGUUGUAACUAUUGGAUAUGUUUCAAGAGUCCAGAGAUUAAAACAUCUGACAAAUCU